Molecule: messenger RNA, 2508 nt
Organism: Notodromas monacha
Lineage: Eukaryota; Metazoa; Arthropoda; Ostracoda; Podocopida; Cyprididae
Source: the annotation of a GenBank genome assembly
AUGUCCAUAAUCAAACGCCAGGAUCACGUCAUCACUGCAGACGUCAUCACAAAAUACCUCCUGAUUCUCCAGGACGCACCCUCCGUCAACGGACACCAACACCAGCUACAACAGCAGAAACGUCACCCAGCAAACCAUCUACAGAGACCAAAGAACACGGAAGGAUCUGCAAAGAGAGAACAGCAAACAGAACACUGGCUCAAACAAGUUAACUCACCAGUCAGACGUGUCAACACUGUCGACAGCCGAUUGGCACUGCUGAACAACACUUUGAUUCUUCCAGUUGAGAAGGACCUGAAGGAGAAAAAUCCACACCUUGUGUAUCCUGGGAGACAAAAGUUGGCCUGGAGACAAAAAGGAUUGCAGAUUUUGGCAAACUUAGCAGAGGAACACUUGAAUGAAGUGCUGAUACCUCUUCACCCUGGGCUCAGUCAAGAAAGUGCCAAGAUAAAUCCAAGCAGCAUUCCAAAGGAAGGUUGGAUGGCUGAAUGGCUCAAAACAGCCAUUCAGAAAAUGCUGAAUGAUGUCACUCACUUCAAGAGGCUGGCCAUCUUGUUUCCUCCUCACUGGAUGAUUGUGCAAACAAUUUUGCAAGUGUAUCAUGAUACUCUACAAAGACUGGUGAAAAAGGCUGUGUUGUUGGUUGAAGGCAAUGAUGUUGUCAGACUCUUGGACUUUGUCCUGCAUGGGUACCCAAAGUUCUGCAAACACCACUUCUAUCAAGUUGGUCCAAAAGACCAUCAUCAAAAUCUACUUUUGAAUAAUGCUGACAUUCAGAGGCUCAAGGAUGUCCAUGUUGCUAGUACUUCAGCUUCCAUGGCAAGAUUCAUCAGGCUAGCAGUUGAGACUGAACACAAUGCCAUGUUGAUAAACACCAAGAUGGAGACCACUAUUGGAGGAUUGUACAGAAGAAGCAUCCCUUUGGAUGUCCUGCAGAUGACCAACGAGUAUUUGGAAGUUGCAGAUCUUCUUGGAGACUCUGUCAGGAGGAAGACAUUACAAGUGUUGGCAGCCAGACUGACCAACCUUCCAUCCAUGUGGGGUAAAAGUGUGAACAGGUAUCUCAGGAAGAUGACAGCAGCAGAUGGAUUUUCCCCUGAUGUGGUCCCCAACUUAAUUGCUGUUUGCAAUGACUGUCUUCAGCUCAGGCAUUGGAUCAAAGAUGUCAUCAUGCCAAUAAAGGAUGACAUUGAGCUGAAAUCUGCUUUUGAGAAGGCAAUUGAAAAGUGCCAAGGAAUGCUGAUGGAAACCUUGGACAUUCUUGCAAUGGAGGUGGUUCAAGGACACAAAGUGAUCCUGGCAAGAGUAUUUGCAAAGGACUGGCUGGACAAUUUGUUGGUGCAGAAGAUUUUAAAAGGCACUUUGAUGGACUUCUUCACAGACUUUGACUCUCAUCUGGAUCCACUUUGCAUGUCUCCUUUAUCAUUUCUCUUGGCUGGUCAUCUCACUGCUGAGUACACAACUCAGUUUUGCAAUAACAUCAAGCUGAAAAGCUCAAAGGAAAAGUCAUUUAAACCCAGUAACAGCCAUGAAAGAAGAAGAGCUGGAGAUCAAAUCAAAGCAGAGGCAACAGUUAUGGAGACCUUCUUGGAGCCCAGGAUCUAUAAUUCUCUUUACCCUGACUUUUUCAAUCCGACUAAUGCCUGGACACAUCCAAAAGGUAUAAGGUGUCAUGGAAGAGGGGAUAAAUCCACCAAAGCUGGUAAAUCAUUGGCCAAGCAGACAAUUGCAAGUGUGCCAAUUUCAACUCCUACCCCAACAAUUGCCAGCAGGGUUGCCAGUAUUGGACAUGAAAAACAGACUGCUUCAACAUCUUGGUUUGCCAGCAGCUCUGCAACCUUAAAUCAGUCAUCUCCAUCCUCAUCAAGACCUGACAAUGAGGCAAAGAAGUCUUUUUUGAAUGUCUCACCUGCUGCUGCUGCUGCCACCUCCAGCUGCUACUUCAAUAACUUCCUUCUUGUGCUUGUGCUUGUGGUCAUGUUUGUGUUUGUGGUUGUGUUUCUCCUUGUGAGUGUGCUUGUGUUUCUCAUCAUGUUCAUGCUUGUGCUGUUCCUGGUGUUUGUGCUUGUGCUCAUGGUCAUGGUCAUGUCCAUGUUGAUGGUCAUGCUUGUGGAGGUGGGAAUGCUUGUGCUUGUGCUUGUGUUCAUGCUCAUGUUUGUGCUUGUUGAACUGGCUUUCCAGCUGAACCAGAACUGCUUGAACUUCCUUGACCUGAACUGUCUUGAGGAGCAGCAUCCCCAUAACUCUUUGCAGCUGGUCCCCCACUUGAAGAAAAAAUAUCUUGGCAUUUGUCGGGUCGCAAACCAGCGCCAGGCCAAGGUGCUGUGCGGCGCCAGCAGGAUAGAGUCCUGCCCACGCCAUACCUUACGUGGCGGGACGCUCUGCACCCCAAAGGAAAUACUCACGUGGCGCUAUGAUGCGCUCCAAAGCAACUUUUUGGCCUGGAAGGGGCAACUUUGGCAGAGUGGGAAACCUGCCUGGAAACAGGAUUUAGCCAGGGUCAACUAG